CAGAAGGAGGCGGGCACUUUAAACUUGCGCCAUCGUCCCUUUUCUACGGUUCACCAUCACCUCCAGCUCCCUCGACUUGUCAUUCCCUCACCGUCGCGCCGGACGUUCCCACCCUCGUCUGCUCAAAAGGUUAUUUGCCUCCCCCUCCCUGUUUUCUGGCGUCCGAUUCACUCCUUUUCCUUCCCACACCCCCCUCCCCCCGUGUCAGUUUUUAGCUCGGGGAGUCAUCCUCGUUUCAAACGAGCCCGAUAACAAAGAAGCGUUCUGACCGUUUGUCAGGCGGAAUUGUGUGAUCUUUCUACUCUUGCUCCCCCUUUCCCCCCUGGCUGCUUGGUGUCGAAAAGCCAGUGACACCCUGGUCUACCGUCUAGCCGAGUUACGGGGAAACCUUGAUCAACCCUGGCCGUAACUUUGAUCGAUUUUACCUCUCUGGCCCCUUUCAACUAGGUUCGAACCUACAAAAACCAAAACCAAACGCAAACAAUGGUCAACGGCACCGCGACGGUGUUGGAGCCCACCUUCACGGGAUAUAUCGCGACAACUCAGGAUGCGCUGAUUCUGUUCGAGGCCUGUCUGACAGGCGUCCUGCAUCAUGUGCCCCGUCGGCCGCACGAUCGGGAACGCGGCCACCUGGUGCGCAGCGGCAGUGUGUUCAUCUACGAGGAGAAUUCGUCGGGCAUCAAGCGAUGGACGGACGGCGUGACGUGGAGUCCCAGCCGGAUCCUGGGCAAUUUCCUGGUCUACCGAGAGCUGGAGAAACCCUUCCCUCCCGGCGAAAAGAAGCGAGCGAUGAAGAAGGCCAAUCGACGCCCGGUGCCUUCGACAAGACUGGGGGAGCCGUAUCCGCGACAGGAGAGCGACGGGCCCUAUUCGCCGUCUUCGACCACGGCUCCCUACGGGGACCGGCCACACCAGUCGGACGUGGAGAGAGCUCUGGUCGGAUCGCUCGUGGACUCAUAUGGUUUCAAAGAUUCGGGGUUGGUCAAGAAGACGAUGAGUGUGACGGUCUCGGGGGUGACCCACCACCUGGUGUCGUAUUACAGCGUGGAGGAUGUGAUGCGGGGGCUGUUGAACCCACCGUCCAUGGUCGACUCGCUGCGGUACAUACGGCCUCGUGCGGAAUUGACGCAGAAGCAGAGUUUCCGGGCCCCGAUCGAUGAUUUGGAAACCGGCGGCUUGGAGAACCCGAAUGAUCUCCAUGCGCUGUACGGCUACCGACCUCAGACGGUCGCCCCGCCGGGGUAUGGCAUCCCCAAUCCUCACCCCGAUUUCUACAUGCAUCCCACGUCAUAUACCGCCACUCAUCCGCCGCAGUCGGCGCCCAUCCCAGGCUACUCCAUGGCCGGGUCGAUCUCGGCGCAGCCGGCGUCGAAUCCAUAUCUUCCGGCGCCCUCGGCCCCCACGCAGAUUCCCCAGAAGCCGGACGACUACUCUCAGUUCCGCACUCCCACCCAGUAUGGCACCAGCUUCGACCUGGGCCACCAUCCGCUGUCGUCGUCCAUCCCGUCCGUGCUCAGUACGGGCAUCCCCAGCUCCUUGAGCGACCGCAACCGAUCCCAGUCGGAUCACAGUCCGUCCGCCUACCGGAACUCGUCCAUAUCCUCGCGCAGCGUUGCGACCGACGCGACCUCCCCGAUCGAUCCGGCGACGCCAGCCACCUAUUCCCGGGGCGGCAGUUUCAGCCUGGACGCGCUCGACGGACCGCACCAGCCCCUGGAACAGCGCGGCAUGGGGGCAUUUGACCCGGGCAUCCCUCGUCGGGAGUCGAACGCCAUCCCCGCGCCGUAUUACCCGGGGGCCGACCGGCACCCAUACUACGUGAGUACGACAGCCCCGGCGGCGCACGCCAAUUAUCCGGUGUCGACGUGGACGACGGCGGCUCCGGCGCGGCCCCAGAUCUGACCGGCGUCUGCCCUCACUCUUCCUUCGUUUCUUUUUCUUCCCCCCUCUCUUUCUUUUCUCCCGUACGGUUUUUUUAUUUCGUUCUCCAGAAGGGCGGCAAUUUGGGAAUAGACUAUGCAUAUACGCUGUGGAUGAUUACCCGGGUGGGAAAAACGCUC
Molecule: messenger RNA, 2060 nt
Organism: Aspergillus ibericus CBS 121593
Lineage: Eukaryota; Fungi; Ascomycota; Eurotiomycetes; Eurotiales; Aspergillaceae
Product: camp independent regulatory protein
Exons: 1
Coding region: 484-1902 (472 amino acids)
Molecular function (GO): DNA binding
Source: RefSeq, a predicted model, not a curated record